GGAAACUUCACUCGACACCUGGAGCGAUACGGGAAGCGGGGAGGGAACAGUCAUAUAAAACUCAUCCAAAGCGUCAACCAAGGGCAAGGGAAGACUCAAAUUGGCGAGACAAACACGGAACCUAAUCAUCGAACCUAACCAGACGGUCUUAUGCAGGUUGGGAGGUGGAUAUGGCACAGCGUCAGCAACCUUUCCUCCCUCGCCUUCCCGGCACGCCCCGCCUCUUCCUCCUCCCUGGCACACUCAUCCUCCACUCAAGGAACGCUGGUUGCAUGGAGAAACAUGCGGAUCAUUAUGAGGCUGCAAGCUGGAACGGCCCGGCGCACGCCGACUGAGAAUGUACCCUUGAAGAAACGCCAAAAACACCAGGGAAAAGGGCCACUAGUCUCCACACAGACCUGACAGACCCAUGGAUGGUCAUGGGAAAAGCAGUCAACAGGAACGUUGUCGACACUAAGGAUGAGGUGAAGCGACGAUGACGGUGUUGUACAGAGGAUGAUAGGUGACAACUCAGUUGAUAUUGAAGGGGAUAAAAAAAGAAAUCAAUCAAAAGAAUAGGAUCAAAAUGUCAAUAAAAAAUGAAUCAAAUAAAAUCACAUCAAAUAAAUGAAGAAAAGAAAAAGAAAAAGAAAAAUCAAAAAGUAAAAGAUCAACAGUGCUAAGUAGACGAUAUUCCGUUUGUCGCCUUGAAAAUGGGGCUCUUCCUCCUCUUCUGUCCCCCUGGUCUCGCAAACAGGACCGUAGCAGUCGGGUACAAACCUCCGUCGCCUCAUAUAUGCUCCAAGUGGAAGACACCCUAAAGAUCGAGACCAACAGAGAGGAAAGGCCCUUCUGGGAGGGAUCAAUGGCGGAGGAACACAACAAUGUGAAGACACCUAGGGAGGAGGGGGAGGGAGAGAGGUGGAAAAGAGUCUAGUUGCCCAAAAGCGGAGAGCAAGAGGACAGAAGGAGGGUCCCGUAGAGAAGAAGCGACGAAUUGACAGCAUAAUUGAUUCACAGCAGCCAGUAGAACCCCUCAGACCAGAUCCAGGGCGGGACUAGAGACCAUGCCAGCUCA
This is a messenger RNA of Aspergillus candidus, 1057 nucleotides long. RefSeq lists its product as uncharacterized. The record is from RefSeq and is a predicted model, not a curated record. The transcript has a single exon. Bases 151 to 402 code for a protein of 83 amino acids. Lineage: Eukaryota; Fungi; Ascomycota; Eurotiomycetes; Eurotiales; Aspergillaceae.